GGUACCAGUGAUGGCUGCCAUUGUUUUAUGUGAGCUCCAAGACCUGUAUAAUCUCCUCAAUCAGAGAGUGAUUGUGUGCAGACUGGCAGAAAUCAACUACCUUUGUCUGAUUGAUGCUCGUGAAGCUCAGGAUUAUAAUGUAAGCCACAUCAUAACAGCCAAACGUGCAAAAACGAAUGCCAAAGGGGUGUUCCUUCCUCUUGAGAAUGUGGAGAUGGAUACCAUGCAGAACAUAGUUGUAUACGACAGCAAAACCAACUGCCUCGAUGUAUCAGGCAGAGCAUAUCAGUGUGCCAAGAUGGUGGCCAAAUCCAGUUUAUGCCUGGUUCAUAUUUUAAGAGGUGGCUUUGAAAGGUUCUCUGCUGUGUAUCCGUUUUUAAGGACGGAAAAGAUCAUGUACACCAUCAAGGAGCUAGAAACCAUGAGAACCUACCCAGUGGAGAUCAUUCCAAAAAAGCUCUUCAUGGGCAACCAGACUCAAGCCAACUGCCGCACCAUGAUGGAGGACUUAAAAAUCAAAGCAGUUGUUUGUAUAUCAGCAUGCCACAUGCCGGUCUGGAUCAGUGAUGUGCUCAGGGUGGAAGUAGGAAUGGAGGCGGACAAAGUGGAAUUUUGUUUUGAGAAGAUUUGUGACUUUAUUGAUUCCCAUAUUAGCAACGGCUCCCGGGUCCUGCUGGUGUCCAGACAUGGCUCUGUGCGCUGCAGUGCUGCAGCCACAGCUUAUGUAAUGCUCCAUCACAAACACAGCCUCCAGGAGGCCUGGAGCUAUGUGAAGAAAUGCAAACCCAGUAUUAUGUUUAAUAAACGUUUCACUGAGGAGCUGUCGGACUGGGAGAAAAAGAUUUCAGAAAAAACUACUGUUAAGCCUGAAUAA
This is a messenger RNA of Periophthalmus magnuspinnatus, 874 nucleotides long. RefSeq names its product serine/threonine/tyrosine interacting-like 1 (gene styxl1). The transcript has 8 exons. The coding region runs from base 11 to 874 and encodes 287 amino acids. The record is from RefSeq and is a predicted model, not a curated record. Gene Ontology annotation, biological process: negative regulation of cytoplasmic stress granule assembly; protein dephosphorylation; positive regulation of intrinsic apoptotic signaling pathway. Gene Ontology annotation, molecular function: protein tyrosine/serine/threonine phosphatase activity; protein phosphatase inhibitor activity; pseudophosphatase activity. Lineage: Eukaryota; Metazoa; Chordata; Actinopteri; Gobiiformes; Gobiidae. Gene Ontology annotation, cellular component: mitochondrion.